CACAAGAUGCCCAGGAGCUCAAGGCUGAGCUUCCACAUUUUGGUGGCAGUGGUGGGAUCCCAACGGAAGGCGGCUCCUGGUGACGGUUGAACAGGACACGGUCUUGCUGUGGCAAGGUGGACACGGGCCCAACUAGGACGUGAGUAUACCGUUUGGGACUCACGACUAGUGUCUCCCCAAGUCAGGGGCGGACCUGGAUCCAACUCAACGCAGCAGGAGCUGCUACCGGACGGGAUCCAGAACGAACCAGUGAACAGCUUUUUAAAGGGACCACCACAAAAGCGCUGGGAGUGCUAUAGAAGGUGCCACUAAGGAAGGAAGACUGAAGAAAAGUGAAACGAUGAAACCUACCCUCUUUCUCUUUGGCCUCUGCCUAACAGCGACAUGGACAUCAAUGCAGACCAGUAACACCACCAGCGGUGCACCUCCCACUCUCCAAGGGCCUACAAGCAACUCUAGUGCAGCCACCGCGGAGACGUGGAUAAAAACAGGCACCCCCGCGAUGACGUCACACUCUACAGAUGUUACUACUAAAAUGACUAAUGGUUUUGUGAGUAUGGCACCACGUAUUGCUUCUGAUGGCCCCAAUGGUACAGUAAUAGUCCCGAGGGAUCUCGUGAGUGCUAUGAGUAACAAUAUGACUAUUAGCACCCCCCCAAUGAGUUUAUCACUGCCCAGAGUGAUAGGUACCCAGUCUAAUAAUAUAAGUGAGUCCAGUCAGACCUUAGCUACCCCUUGCAACCUCAUCGGGGAUUGGUGGGUAUGGAAACAGAAUAGCAUAACGCUGAAUAACACAGGCCCCACGAGAAUAGUUCAGGUCAGAGUGAAUGCCACGUGUGAUCGUCAUGGCCCAGGUAACAGUGGGUUUAACCAGACAAUUUGUCCCUUGGUCGGCUUUCCUGACUACUCUAAGGCCACUUCUAAUUAUAGCAGCAUAGUCAUCCAAAAUCUUGCAUGGUCACAGGAUUGCAUAGAGCAUUUGCAAAACCUAACAGGACUUCAACAGUGGUGCCCUGGAUAUAAUAUUACAACUCUGGAUGCCAGGACAGAAUGUCCCCAUAAUAUAACAAUUCAUAAUACUGGCAUCUGCCAGGAAGUAAUGUCUGUAUGCCUACGAGGAAAUGGCACCAAAUCCGAGGAUACCUAUACGUACUUAAAUGAUACACGCACGUGCUGCCAUGCCUUUGUGAAUAAUACUGCAGCGGACCCCAGAGACUAUUUGUUCAACUUUCCCGGUUGCUUAAAAUCAAAAAUCUCGCCCACACACCGCACCGUUUUCUUAAGACCCACCGAAAGAAAAGAAGCAAUUUACCGGAAGCAACGAGCCUUACUGGCAACAUCUUUACUGGCUUCCUUGAAAAAGUAA
Messenger RNA from Hemiscyllium ocellatum (epaulette shark), 1366 nucleotides. RefSeq lists its product as uncharacterized. The transcript is spliced from 2 exons. Bases 341 to 1366 code for a protein of 341 amino acids. NCBI's taxonomy places the organism in Eukaryota, Metazoa, Chordata, Chondrichthyes, Orectolobiformes, Hemiscylliidae. The record is from RefSeq and is a predicted model, not a curated record.